AUGGCAGAAGAACGGAUUGUACGUGUAGGAACGAGAAAAAGUCAGCUUGCACUCAUCCAGACCACCUCUGUGAUUCAAAAGCUGAAGGCCUUGGACCCAAGCCUGAAGUUUGAGACAGUGCCUAUGACCACAACCGGAGACCGGAUCUUGGAUUCUGCACUUUCAAAAAUUGGUGAGAAGUCGCUCUUCACCAAGGAACUGGAGACAGCCCUGCUCAAGAAACAGGUUGACUUUGUUGUGCACUCCCUCAAAGAUCUGCCCACAAUCCUGCCAGAUGGACUUGUUAUUGGAUGCGUUUGCAAGAGGGACAGCCCAUAUGAUGCAGUGGUGAUGCACCCAAAGUACAGAGGAAAAACGCUUAAAGAUUUACCGCCUGGAAGUGUUAUCGGCACCAGUUCGUUAAGACGAGCAGCUCAAAUUCAGCGGAUGUAUCCACAGUUCAAGAUAGAAAGCAUUAGAGGCAACCUGAAUACAAGAUUCCAGAAACUGGCGGAGCAAGACACGUACGAUGCCAUCAUUUUGGCUGUGGCUGGUCUUGAACGGAUGGGCUGGCAUGAGUGGAUUUCACAGGUUCUGACUCCAGAAGAGUGCAUGUAUGCGGUGUCGCAGGGUGCCAUGGCUGUGGAGUGCAGGGCUGAUGAUGAUGCAGCUCUCUCCUGUCCUCCUGCAUGUUCGUUUGGCAUGGUCCAUGAAGGUGGAUGCAGCGUACCAGUUUCUGUGUUUACAGAAGUCUCUAAAAGCCAGCUGACCUUGAGAGGAGGCGUGUUCAGCAUCGAUGGCACCCAGGCUGUACAACACACAGUUGUUGCCAGUUUGGAUGAUCAAGAUUUUCUGAAAUCAGAACAUUCCUCGUUUGUGGGCAUCUACUGCCAGACCCCCGCCAACAGACAUCAGUACAGCUCAGCCUGGGCAGCCGGGGAGCGACUGGCAGACGACAUGAUAGCUCUAGGUGCCGAGGCUAUCUUGGCGGCCGCCAAAGCUGAGACUAAGAAAGAACUCAUCAAGGAGCACGAGAAGAAGGGGCAGCACAACAUGACCAACCAGGCGGGCAGUUCAGUGCUGGCUGAUUAA
Messenger RNA from Candidula unifasciata, 1071 nucleotides. The record is from the annotation of a GenBank genome assembly. NCBI's taxonomy places the organism in Eukaryota, Metazoa, Mollusca, Gastropoda, Stylommatophora, Geomitridae.